This is a messenger RNA of Sinocyclocheilus rhinocerous, 1292 nucleotides long. Its product is annotated as ras-related protein Rab-7a-like. The record is from RefSeq and is a predicted model, not a curated record. Gene Ontology annotation, cellular component: late endosome; phagocytic vesicle; lysosome. Gene Ontology annotation, biological process: phagosome-lysosome fusion; endosome to lysosome transport. The transcript is spliced from 4 exons. Bases 337 to 771 code for a protein of 144 amino acids. Gene Ontology annotation, molecular function: GTPase activity; GTP binding. NCBI's taxonomy places the organism in Eukaryota, Metazoa, Chordata, Actinopteri, Cypriniformes, Cyprinidae.
CUGUAAAGAAAUCAUUCAACAAAGUAUUAACCAAAACAACUAAUCAAGCUUUUUGGGUUGAGAAUAGAAGCCUCACGACGCAGCCUCCACACACCCCUUGCGCUGUGCAAUGGUGCUGCUUAAAUCCUCACUGCUUCCCCUCCUCCUGCAAUCACAUCAGAUCACCAAUCAUUGGAAUCAGGUGGCAGCCAUUACCUCCUGCUUAUAGGAAGUAAAAGGGAUAGAGAGAGAAACAGGGAGAGAACAAACAAAAGAAAAAACAAAUACGUCCUUGGACGUAACAGUAAUGCAUUACAAUAUCGCGUUACUCCCUUAAAGUAACUAACUACGUUACUUAUGAUUUGGGACACGGCGGGUCAGGAGCGCUUUCAGUCUCUGGGCGUGGCGUUCUACAGAGGGGCGGACUGCUGCGUGCUGGUUUACGACGUCACGGCACCAACUACAUUCAAGACUAUGGACAGCUGGAGGGACGAGUUUCUCAUUCAGGCCAGUCCUCGUGACCCGGAGAACUUCCCCUUUGUUGUGCUGGGCAACAAAAUCGACCUGGAGAACCGGCAGGUGACGACAAAGCGAGCUCAAGCGUGGUGUCAGAGUAAGAACAACAUCCCCUAUUUUGAGACCAGUGCCAAAGAAGCCAUUAACGUGGACCAGGCCUUCCAAACUAUCGCUCGCAAUGCACUCAAACAGGAGUCGGUGGAGACGUAUGACUUCCCUGACCAGAUUAAACUAACAGACAGACCUGUGUCUAGCAGUGAUGGCUGCAGCUGCUGAAGGAAAGAUCAAACUGGGGAUGGGAAGAGAAAGAGCCAUCAUGGGAAAGGGAGAAAGCGAGAUGGAAAAGAUCCAGGCCUGUUAUUCUAGCAUCCAUCCUCCCCUUUUCCUCCUUGAAAACCUCCAGGGUAUCAAAUGCCACGUGUGAAAGCUGAACAUCCAUUUUCUUGCUGAACUCCAAGUAAACGUGUGGUAUGAUAAACUAUCGAGGAACAGGAAGACCAAUGUGUUGCGUAUCCUCUGACAUUGCAUUUAUUACGAGUCCUGCUAUCACUACAGCUGUCCCGAGAAUUUCUGCUGUCUGAGCAAUUUGAUUUUCUUUUCUCAGAAAUGAUUCUUUGGUCUGCUAGUUCGUUGUGCCUUUUUAAUUCUUACUUUUGGUUAUUGAUAUCAAUGUUUCGCUCCUAUGCUGAAUGAAUAUUCAUAAAAAAAGACAUUACAUGUGUAAUAGGGCUGGGAAAUAUAAUAAUAUGAAUAAAAUGUUUUAUCUGCCAUUUAAAAUCAACCAUUUGUUUACAAAU